This is a messenger RNA of Cannabis sativa, 2069 nucleotides long. RefSeq names its product protein IQ-DOMAIN 30-like. The record is from RefSeq and is a predicted model, not a curated record. NCBI's taxonomy places the organism in Eukaryota, Viridiplantae, Streptophyta, Magnoliopsida, Rosales, Cannabaceae. The coding region runs from base 272 to 1831 and encodes 519 amino acids. Gene Ontology annotation, molecular function: protein binding. The transcript has 6 exons.
UAAUACACAUAUAAAUUGUACUACUAAAACAAACAAUUACGUGGUUGAAAUAAUCAUGACAAUAUGUAGUAGUGUGUGAAGAAAGAAACCAGUACUAGUUCCGGCCAGUAGUAGUAGUGCCUACAUACAUAGAUGCUACUCUCUCAGUCUCAGCCAAAAAGCCUGUGUGUGUCCUUGUUUUGACCGUUGGAGGCAUCUUGUCUAUCAAUUGCUGUACAAGUACUUGAAGAUAAGGGUUAAGAAAAAGAAGGAAGAACACAUAAUUCUUGCAAUGGGAAAAUCUCCAGGAAAGUGGCUCAAGAGUCUGCUUUUUGGGAAGAAAUUACCAUCUAAAUCAAAACUUCCAAAGGAAAUCUCAUUUAAUAGUAGUGUCAAGAAAGCAACAUUAUUACCAGAGAAAGAGAUUUCCCCUGCAUCCAAAACGGUAUCGUUUAGUGACAUGCCAUGUUCCAUCAGAAAGGGAGAGAAGCCAAAUGAGUUACAAACAGAGAAUAAUAAGCUAAAGCAAGCUGCUACAACGGCACAAUCAAUUAUCAGAGGCUAUUUGGCUCGGCGUUCCUUUGGUGCACUCAAGGGGUUAAUAAGGCUGCAAGCACUAAUUCGGGGACACUUGGUUAGGAGACAGGCUAUUGCCACCUUACACUGUAUUCAGAGGAUUGUUCGAGUUCAAGCAUUGUAUCGUGGCAAAAGGGUCAGACUAGUCUCACACAUUGGUGCCCAACUACAUAACAAAACCACUACAAAAGAUGGUACUCUGGUGGGGCUCCCUCGACUGAAACUUACACCAAGGCCAGAUAGGCUAGCAUCCAAUGUCUUUAUUUGUAAGCUUAUUGCAUCAUCACCAAAUGCUAAGCCUCUGCUCAUUCAUUAUGAUCCAAUGGAGCCAAAUUGUGCUUGGCAAUGGCUAGAACGAUGGUCUUUUUCCAACUUUUGGGAACCACUUCCACAGCUACAUCAUGCUCUUGAGAUAAGGUCUAAGAUAAAGCAAGGUAAAAUACAAACCAAGGAAACCGAAUUAGGCAGAGCAAAACAAGCAGAGGGGAAGGUGUCACCUGUUAAAAAUAGGAAACUUCCAUUGCAUCCUAGCCUUGCAUAUGAAAAACAGAUCAACAAGCCAAGAAAAUUGGAAUUUAGUAAAGAGGAAUCAAAGCCUCUAAAUGAUUUGGAGAGGGUUAAGCAAAAUUUGCGACGAAUUUCGGGUUCAACAGCAGAAUCCGUAGCUGAGAAGCUCAAGCCUACUCCAACAACAUUGCCAACCAUUCCUAGUUCUGAGAUUUCUGAGAAGAGUGUUGUGAAUUUGAUUGAGAAAACAAGUGAGUCAUCUGAGGUGGAAGUUCCUCCAAAACAAGUAGUUGAGAAGAAUGAGAAACUUGAUGAGCAGCAUGAUGAUGGUGUUGAGCCAAUUCCUAUUAGAGAUGUUGAAAUGGUUGAAGAUACAUCAAUAGAGAAUGAACAUAAAAAUAACUUUGAGAUUGAGAAAACUAGCAAGGACUCCCAAAAAAACUACAAGAAAAAGGUUCCUACUAAGGUGGAAUACCAAGAGAAUGUCCCACAAAGAAGCCCCACUUUGCCAAACUACAUGACUGCAACUGAAUCAGCCAAGGCAAAACUUAGAGGACUUGGAUACCCCCGGUUCGAUGAAGAUGAGGUCGAAAAUCAAGGCUUUGUGAGGCGGCAUUCCUUGCCUUUGUAUACUAGCGGUAACUCGAGCUUGAUCAUGUCUUCGCGAACAGAGAAAAAAGUUCAAUCAAGUUCCAGAGGAGAAAACAGAUCUGUAUUGUCCUCCACAGAUGGCCAUGGGAAGGGUGUACGGCCUGGUUGGAGGAGGUGAGUGAGCUGAAAUCCGGUAUGAGACACUAGAAAAUAAAUGAGUGUGGAAGAAGAACAAGUGUAUGAUGAACUUUGGGGGUGUGAGUUUUAAGUAUAUGUACUUGAUUUUUCUCUAGUUUUUAGUCCACUUGAUUUGAUUGUGUGCUUGAGUGUAAUAAUUUUAAUUGUUUUAGUUUUCUUGAAAUACUAAUCAGUUUGUCUUUAAUAACCAACAUGAACAAUUAUAAAACAAAAAUAAA